GAUUACUAGAAGUCAGGGGAUCUCGUCCUGGCAAACAAGUCACCUUGGCCGAACAUGAGAUUCGUUAUCUCUGUACCAAAGCUAGAGAGAUUUUCAUUCAGCAACCAAUUUUGUUGGAGUUGGAAGCACCAAUCAAGAUUUGUGGUGAUAUUCACGGACAGUACUAUGACUUGUUGAGGUUGUUUGAGUACGGCGGGUUCCCACCCGAGGCAAAUUACUUGUUUCUUGGUGACUACGUUGAUAGAGGUAAACAAAGUUUGGAAACCAUUUGUCUUUUGUUGGCUUACAAGAUCAAGUAUCCGGAAAACUUCUUUAUUCUCAGAGGUAAUCACGAAUGCGCAGAAAUUAAUCGUAUCUACGGGUUUUACGAUGAAUGUAAACGGAGAUACAAUAUCAAGUUAUGGAAGACAUUUAUUGAUUGUUUCAACUGUUUACCCAUUGCUGCCAUUAUUGACGAAAAGAUCUUCACCAUGCAUGGUGGGUUAUCACCAGACUUGAACUCCAUGGAACAAAUUAGAAGAGUUAUGCGUCCAACUGAUAUUCCUGACGUUGGAUUAUUGUGUGAUUUAUUGUGGUCAGAUCCAGAUAAAGAUAUCACUGGUUGGUCAGAAAAUGACCGUGGUGUGUCAUUCACUUUUGGACCAGAUGUCGUUUCCAGAUUUUUACAAAAACACGAUAUGGAUUUGAUUUGUCGUGCCCAUCAAGUUGUUGAAGAUGGAUACGAAUUUUUCAGCAAACGCCAAUUGGUUACUUUGUUUUCAGCACCAAACUACUGUGGGGAGUUUGAUAAUGCAGGAGCCAUGAUGUCAGUUGAUGAGUCAUUGUUGUGUUCGUUUCAAAUAUUGAAACCAGCUGAUAAGAAACGAGUAUGUGGUGCCGACUUGAUUGGAAGAAGCAUUGAAGGGAGAAAACCAAACCCAACAACAAGAUGA
Molecule: messenger RNA, 932 nt
Organism: Lodderomyces theae
Lineage: Eukaryota; Fungi; Ascomycota; Pichiomycetes; Serinales; Debaryomycetaceae
Gene: GLC7
Product: type 1 serine/threonine-protein phosphatase catalytic subunit
Exons: 1
Cellular component (GO): cytoplasm; nucleus
Molecular function (GO): protein serine/threonine phosphatase activity
Source: RefSeq, a predicted model, not a curated record